Diaporthe amygdali is the source of this 315-nucleotide messenger RNA. RefSeq lists its product as uncharacterized. The transcript has 3 exons. The coding region runs from base 1 to 315 and encodes 104 amino acids. The record is from RefSeq and is a predicted model, not a curated record. Lineage: Eukaryota; Fungi; Ascomycota; Sordariomycetes; Diaporthales; Diaporthaceae.
AUGGACAGAACCUUAAUGAACGAGGUUGUGGAAGUGGCUGAGCCUGGGAACAUUGUAAAUGACUCUCCAGAAACGGCAGCGAGCCUCAAGAGCAGUUUUGGCAGUCGCGAGGGGUCUGGAGACGCGCCGCGCGGUUUGAAGUACAUCGAACCCUGGGCCGAGACCGACCAGAAGAAGAGACCAGACCUUGCUAUCCACAGCAACAUCAAGAACAUCAUCAUGAUGACGAUCAUCAUCAUCAUAAGCAUUUUUCAUCACCAUCACCGUAUCAUCGUCGCCGCGUUCCAAUUCGUAGGCUAUCGAGCCAUAUGGUGA